UGUUGUUCCGCCAAAGCGUGCAGUUUGCAAAUACCCAACUCCGUCUCAAAAAAUUCGCAAAAGCAGAAGCAAAAAAAUAAAAAAUAUAUACAAAAAAGAAUUAGUAAAAAUACAAAAUACAAAAUGCUACAGAUGUAAAGCUAAUACAAAUAAUAAAGCAAACCCAACUGGACAAACAACAAUUUUGAAAUACACUGCACUCAAAAUGAAUCGACUGCUGCUGCAGUUUCUGGUGACGACAAUACUCGUCUACAAAGUCAUUUCCGUGCCCACGGUCACCACCGUGUCCAGUGCGUCAUCGAGCACCACAGAGAUACCGCAACAGGAUGAUGAUGAUGAUGAUUGGGAUGAGGGCGAUGAAUCAUUAGAGUCCGAUGAUGAUGGGCGUGUCUAUAAGAAUCCACGCAAUUCACCCUCAACGGAGUGUCCACGGGAUGAGGAGCAGGCCACGUUGCUGGGCCAGAAGUGUUUGCGCAAAUGCUCCUCCGAUGAGGAUUGCAAGAGUAAGAAGAAGAAAUGCCUAUGCGAUGGCGUCUGUGGCAAUUCCUGCAUCAAGCCGGAUCGCGAAUGCCCGGAACUUGCCCAGCCCAGUCUGGGUCAGGUGACUGUAGCCGGACGGCACUUUGGCGCUCGGGCUUCGUACGCCUGUCCGCACGGCUAUCAUGUGGUUGGACUCCAGAGUCGACUCUGCCAGGCUGAUGGCAACUGGGCCGGCGCCGAGCCCGCCUGCAAGCAGAACAUCUACUGCCUGAAGCCGCCGCAGAUUGAGCAUGCCCGCAAUUCGGCUUUGCCGGAACAGGAAACCUUCGAUUUGGACUCCACGGUGCAGUAUCAUUGCCACACAGGUUAUGUGACCAAUGGGUUUCCGCGUGCCAAGUGCCUGGCCAUCGAUAACCAGGCCAGCUGGUACGGACCGGAUAUACAAUGUGAACCUCGCUCCUGCGGUCAGCCUCCCGAUCCGGCAUAUGGCUGGCAUGCCGGAGAAUGCUACACCUAUGGUUGCAAGAUCACCUACAAUUGUGGCACUGGUUACGAGCUGGUUGGCAAACAUGAGCGCUACUGUCAAUCGGAUGGCUCCUGGACGCCCAAGGAGCUGCCCACUUGUGUUUUGGUCACCUCCGUCGUGUGUCCCACACCCGAGAAUCCCAAGAAUGGCAAAGCCACCUACACCACUCUGGCCUACAACUCGGUGGUCAGCUACGAGUGUCGCUACGGCUACACCCUGGUCGGCGAGAGCUCCAGCCGCUGUGGUGCGAGCGCCAAGUGGAGCGGCACUGUGCCCAGCUGCAAGGAAAUCAACUGUGGACAUCCCGGAGUGCUUUAUAAUGGCUGGAUUGAGAAUAUCGAGGCGGGCACAGGCCUGGGUGCCAGCAUCAUCUUCCGCUGUCAGCCGGAAAUGUUGAUCAACGGGCUGGGCUCGAGUGUCUGCCAGAUCGAUGGCAGGUGGCGCAAUGCGCUGCCGGAGUGUUUAGCACCAUGUGUGGUGCCCACCAUAUCGCAGGGCUUUGUCAUACCCAUUGAGAUUAGUGUCGAUGAGAAUGGCACCACAAUUGUCACGGCGACAAGCACAACCACUACGCAAUCGCCCACCCAAAUCGUGGGCGGAGUGGAGAAGGUUAAGCACGGCACAGCGCUGGAGGUGAAGUGCGAUGAGAACUAUGAGUUCCCAGUGUCCCUACUGAGUCCGCCGACCUGUAAUAAUGGCACCUGGAGCAUCAUACCCCGUUGUGUGCCCGCCCGUUGCAAGAGUAUGCCGCGGCCACCGAAGCAUGGCAUGGUGAUGGCACCGAAGACCGAGCACGGCAUGAAGGCGAGAUUCAAGUGCAAGGAUGGCUUCAAGCUGGUCAGUCCCGAGGGCAAGGAUGUCACAGAUCCACAUGAUUAUGUGCUCACCUGCUCGUUUGGCAAUUGGACGGGUGAAACACCCAAAUGUGAUGAGGUCUUCUGCUCCUUCCCCGGCUACAUACCCAACGGGAAGGUACUCCUCGUGGGCAACAUGGGACUCUACGACUACAGGCCGUAUGUGAAGAAGAUUGUCAACAACAAGCAGAUCAUGUACGACUGCGACAAGGGCUACGUCCUGGAGAAAGUGGGUCCGCCAGGCGCCACCUGUGUGGGUGGCAAGUGGCGUCCAUUGGAUCUGCCACAAUGUCUCCUCGGUCAACAUCCUCGUCUGCGCUGGAAUCGUCGCCGACGUCGCUCCUUGCAACUGCGGCAACUGCGCUCCAUUUAUCUGCUGCGACGUCAACGGGAACUUCAACGACAGUUGUCGGAGCACAAGGAAUUCGCACAAGCGGCUGGGAAAUUGGAUCACGAGCGUGUCAAGCGCAGCGCCAAUCUCAACCUGAGUCCGUCCGAUCUGGACUUGGCCUACUCGAAGUACUAUCAGAAUAUCAAGGAGCGCUAUCAGCGCUAUGUGCGCAAGAUGCUGGGUCAAAAGCGACGCUACAAGCAGAUCAAUGUGUCGGAAGGACGCAGGUACAUUCAGCCCAACAACCCGGAGCCGAUAAGACGGCACUUAGCUGACUUGGAUGAUGAGCAACGUGGUAAUGCCUUGGUCCUGCCCCAUCUGAAGCAGAAGUCACAUGCGCAUAGUCGUGGCCAGUUGGAGCAGAGAUUCGGUGGGUCAGCAGCGUCACGUGAUCUCAUCGAGCAGCUGCAAUCGCAGAUUAUGCGACGUCGUCGCAAACGCAGCUCCAGCAUCGUUUCCGGCGGAGAUGCGGACGUGGACAGCAGCGAUGGCGGCGAUGCUGGCAAGGCGGCAGCGGGUAACGGCAAACGAUUGCGCGGACCCUGUGAAGAUCUCGACUGGGAUUCGUUUGCCAACAUAACUACAAUACGGCCGGGCAAGGCGCCGGGCCGCAACUCUGUGGGCAUUAUGCUCCAACUGGAAUGCAAUGCGGGCUUCAAGCUCAACAUCAAGGGCGAGAAUGCGACGGCACGUUGCAUCCGUGGCAUCUGGAAGCCGGAUGUACCCAAGUGUAUGUCGGCACCGUGUCUGGUGCCAGCCGUCGAGCACGGCCAGUAUUACAAGGUGGAGCCGCAUACCAAGCAGCUGAGCGACAAACCCUCCUUGACGCCACUCUCCACCUACGAGGAGGUCCAAUCCAAUGAGUUUAUCACACUGGAAUGCGAGGAUGGCUUCAACGCCCAGGGAUCUGCUCAGUUGCGUUGCGCACAUGGCUCCUGGUCGGUUAACGCCUUCUCGGAAUGCACCUCGGUACCAUGCACCCUGCCAAACAUUCCGGGCAUCAUCUACGAUGGCGGUUAUCGAGCUGGUCUGACCAUUGGACAUGGAAGCACGGUGAACGUGCGCUGUGAGCUCUCCACGAAUGCGAAUCCCAUUGAGAUGUCCUGCCACAAAGGCAACCUGACGCCACCCAGCAUACCCUGCGAGUCGGGUUUGCGCAAGUCGCGCCAGGAGCUGGAGCAUGCCACGCCCACACCCACGCCCACAACCAGCGUACGGAGCAGGCUCGAACACAAUGAGCUGGACGAGCAUCAUCAGCAUCAUGACAACGGCACCGAUGAGCAUGGCGACGAUCUGAAGAUGUGCGGUCAUCCCAGCCUGACAGACGGUGCCUUGGUUUACAAGAAUCCCGAUCAUGCGGAAAUUGAUGGCGCCUACGACAGCGGCACAGAGAUCUUCUUCAAUUGCAUUCCCAAUGCGGCCGGCGAUCGCCAAACCUGGCGCAUCAUCUGCGACAAUGGACAGUGGAUUGGACGCUCCUACAAUUGCGAAAAUGGCACCUGUUUAUUCAAGAACAACGAACCGAAUGUGGUCAGCUUUUACAAUGAUCUGGAAAUACGAGAGGAUAUUGUGGAAUUUCCGCCCGGCGCAACAAUCAUAUCCAGAUGCGUCGACAUUGGCAAGUUCUCGAUGACUGGCAGUCAUGAUCGGACCUGCAUCCACUCGGAGUGGACGAACACGAAGCCCGUGUGCUCGGGACUCAAUCAGGAGAAUGACUAUGCGAUGGAGAAGGCGCCCACAAUUCUGUUUCGACACCAGAACGGACCUAUUGCCCAGAGCAAUAAUGGCAAACUGAUUGUCUAUCCGGGCACCACGGUGCACAUGGAAUGCCUGUGGAUGCGACGCUUCGGCAAUCCCAAGUGGAAUGUUAGCCAUUCCUACAAAAACUAUACGGAGGGCUGGGUAACCGAGGCGGAUGAGGGACGCGAUUCAACAUUGGAAUAUCGCCUGAGUGUAUUCGAUGCUGUUGCCGAGGAUUCCGGCUCGUAUUCGUGCAUGACACCGGCUCGGCAUGAGCAUGCCGUUGAAGUAGUGGUGAAGGCAAUCAACUGUCCCGAAAUACCGAUAAGACGGGGCCUGAUUGUCAACACCAACGAUACGAAGCUGAGCACACGCGUGCUGUUGUCCUGUUCGAAUGGCAACUCGUUGAUUGGCGCAUCGGAGCUGUUUUGCUUGCCCAGUGGCAAUUGGAGCGCACUGUUGCCGGUUUGCGAGAGCGUGGAGUGCGGCGAUAUACCGCUGAUGGCGAACAAUGUGAGCUCGCCGCGCGUCUCGGUGCUGUCGCGUGAGGUGGGCGGACGAGCGGCAUUCUCCUGCUCCACGGGUUACGGAUUGCGCGGACCAACGGAGGCGAUCUGUUUGCCUACGGGCGAAUGGGCGACACCGUUUCCCACCUGUGUCGAAGUGCAAUGCGAUAAUCCGGGCGCACCGCAAAACGGUUACGCCCAGGGCUCGGCACCGUAUCGUGCCGGCGAUGUGGUCCAAUUCAAUUGCAACCCGGAAUACAUGAUGCAAGGUCAGCCAAUAAUUGCCUGUCAGGAUAACGGACGCUGGUCGGGCGGUUUGCCCAAGUGUGUGCAGGCCUGCUCGUAUCCCGGCACCGCCAUCAGCGGUCGCAUGUCCUCCGUUAAAUUCUACUAUGCCAUCGGUGAAAGCAUCACCUUCACCUGCGACGCCGGCCUAGAUCUGCGCGGCUCCAAGGUCCUCAAGUGCAUGAAGAACGGCAAAUGGUCGAGUGCCAUUCCAACUUGUGUCACUAAUGAUGCACCCGCCGGCGGCGUCAAUACUAACAAACAUCUGGGCACCAUGGGUUGAUUGCGUUGGCCCCACACAUUUUUUUAAGUUUGAAUUUAAAAUCAAAGUGAUACUAAUACAUAUGUACUACGAACUAAUGCACAUUCAACAAACAGACAGACACACACGUAUACUACUACUAAUACUACUGACAUUCUUGCGAUUCAAUAAUAAUUGUAAUUGUCGUCAUUUUACUAUUAAUAAAUGUUCAAUCAAAUAUUAAAA
Molecule: messenger RNA, 5269 nt
Organism: Drosophila grimshawi
Lineage: Eukaryota; Metazoa; Arthropoda; Insecta; Diptera; Drosophilidae
Gene: Hasp
Product: protein lev-9
Exons: 17
Coding region: 206-5065 (1619 amino acids)
Cellular component (GO): extracellular region
Molecular function (GO): peptidase inhibitor activity
Source: RefSeq, a predicted model, not a curated record